AUGUUGAUUUUCAGUUUUGUGACACGUGAUCCUCCUCUUGAAGAUUUGCCUUUUCCAAUACCACAGGUUUGUGUCAUUUCAUUGAAAUACAUGUAAAUACCGAGACGUUCUAAAAAUGUUGCAAAAAUAAAUAAUAAAAUAAAUUAAUAAAUAAAGGAAUAAGUAAAGAAAAAAUCUUCAAAAGCUUCAAACCUUUUUUGCCAUACAAUAAAUAAUCCCUUAUUGACCGAGCUCGUUCUGUCGAGAUGCUGGAAAUUGGCCUCGUUAUUUUUUGCUCUUUCAUCGACUUUGACUUUUUCUUGGUCCAGUAGAAAGCAAAAAAAGAACUUGGUGAAUAUCAAGCCAUCUUGACCUGAUGCUUGGUCAAUAACGCAUUAUUAUAUGUUACCAUCUUCAAAUGCGAAAAUGCGAAUUAUCCCUUGCGCCCAGAUUCUUAAGAUUUCAACCCAAAGAAAUUUAACAUCUUUGAAUUCCCGGCCUUUAUACACCAGGCUCUUUAUGCAUCUAUUCUCGUGUCAUCCAACAUCGAUGAUACCCUGUCCAACGCUGAACAGCUUAUGGUGCUUAGAGAUUAUCGCACAGCCGCAGCACUCUUCACUGUAGCACAAAAGCGACUUGGAGAUCUCGCUUCUCAUCAGGCGGUGGCUGAUUUGUUGUGCAAACGAGCUGAAUGUUUACUUCUCAUGGUAAGCGAGGUGUUUUUUUAAGAUGUUUAACAUUCAUUUAAAGAACGUGAUGACAAACCACACAACGUAAAUUAUGUAGAAAGGACUGCUGGAGACGUAAUUGUUGACUCGUAGGGUACUUCAGACUCGCAAAUUUUAUUCCCUACAAAACAAGUACAGCUAACGAAACGACAACUCAAAAGAUUGCAGUAAAGCAAAGCUAUGUAAACUUACAGAUGAAAACGCGAGAUGAACACACAAAUAGCUUAAAUCGGUCCGCGUACUGCUUACAGUGCCUCCCAAUGCUGUUUACCUGAAUUACGCGUCGCUUAGCGCACAUGAUACUAAAAGAAUUCAACAAUGAUGUCAUGAAAUAGUUUCGAAAUGACAUUCUUUUUAUCUCUUUUUUUCUUGUUUGCUUGACUAUGUAUUGGCCAGUAUGCUUGCGUGUUACCUGUUACUACAUUAGUUUGCUAUUAUAUUACUAGAAGAAAUUGCAGAUUAACAAACUCAUCUUCUUUAACUGAUGUUAUUUCAGAAUUAUGUUCAACACGUUAUACGAGAUUGCCAAGUAGGUGGGUCUCAUUUAGUUGAAUAAAAUCACUUUUGAUGAGCAAAGUACACUUGCCACGACAGCUUUUAAUAGUAAUGUCAAAUUAGGCUGUUUCGUAAAGCAAGAUAUAAUAAUUUGGGCUUGCCAAAAUUCCUUUAUUCUUCCUAGCUUAGAAUCAGCGACUUUGUGUCUUUUGCAAAAUCAACACUAGUACAGUCUCUUCAUAUCUUUUGAUUAUCAAGACUUCAUAUCUAACAUAAAGUACAGCCCGAAAAUUGAGUAUAGUAGCACACGUUCACAGAUUUCUUAAUUUCCUACAGUAGAUAGUUAGAGUAAUUUCUUGGAUUCCGCAGUAUUAAAAUUUGGCAAAGCAUUUUUCAAGUACACUUGGCGUGUCUUAUGGACCCUAAACACUUCAGUUAAAAGAGGUACUAUGACACUUUAUGAAGACAUUUCGUAAAUCCCCUUUAUACACUAUACCCUACCUUAUAUACCCUCUUUACUUGAACACUUUGAUUUCAACAGCUUUGCUAGUUUUUCAACGUUAUGAAUUAUUUGGUACCUUUAAGAGAUCGUGGUUUUUUAAUCCUAUCUUACGCCACCCCAGCUUUCCUGUCGUUCAAUCCAACCCCAUUAAUAAUUAUAACUUAUUGCACUAUUUUUGUUGACUUUGGUUUAGCAAAUAGUAUGAUCGGCAGGGUUAACGAACACAUCGCAUUUCUACUGUUCCGCGCAUUUGAAAUGCAAGGGGAAGUAGAGGAAGCCUUUGGAUAUGCAGUCAUAUACAAAGCCCUUGAUCCUCAGGUAACGUUUGGCUUAAUACUGUGCCACAUGUACAGAAUAAAUAGCUAUCCAAUUUUGAGUCCCUAAUGGCGGAGCUGUACGCACGCGCGAAGAGCGCGCGAGUUUUUUUUGCUGGGGAAAACACCGACUGUUUGGACUUGACAGGAUAAUCUUGCAAAACCAAAAUUGUUUCUCAGUCCCUGGUUAACAAAUCUUGGAGCGACCCUUUUCUGAUCCCAAAUGUCUAUUUUUUGUUUUCUUAGAUGGAGAGAGAUAGAGAUUCUGUAAGCAGACUAAGAAAAAGGGUAAUGUGGCUGUGUGGCCAGGUGAGGUCCGGGUUCCAUCCUGGGUUGCGAUCUUCUUUCUGUUUAAUAUAAAUACUCUCGAUAACGGGUCUUAGAAAAUGGAAGCGCAAUCGUUUACGAAAGGGACAUUUUCGCCUCCGCAAAGAAUCAAGGGAGUAAGCAUACGUAAGACAGCUAAUGUCAAGACUUUUCUUCCUUGGCGUGCGUAAAAUAAUGCUUUGCUGUUGUUUUUACACGCGUUAGAACUGAACAAGAAAUGGACCCCAUUGGCCACAACACUUAGCGGUACACUUUACAACAUGAAUGAAUAACGAAAGGGAUCACCUCUGUCCCUUUCAGAAGGGCCAUAGCUAGCAAGAGGCAAGACGAGGCACUUGCCUAAUAACUAGUUUCUUUCAUUAACUGGGCCACAAGGAUUGUCUUUACCCGCAUUGUUUUGCAAUUUGCUCUGCUUUAGCCUUGUUCGAUCUUUCUCUAAGAGCAUCAGAGAAAAACAUUGGAAAAACAAGACAAUUACUUGAAGAAUGAGAGUUAAUGUUUCUAAAAUUCAUCUUGUAGGGUCACCACCAAAUCCCCAGGACUAUCGACAUCUUGAUGGAAAGGAGCAAGUUGUUAUUUUCCAACAACGAAAAGGACGUAGCCCUGGACAUUUUCACAGAGGUCUUGGAACUCUCACCUGGUUUUUUGGAAGCUCUCGAAUACCGAGCAGAGUGUUACUUUUCCAAGGUAAGAAACAAAUUCCCUUUUAAUUUUUAAUUCGAUUUGCAAAUUCUCAUUUACGAUCACUGACAAAAUUAAUACAAUAACAAUGUGACGUUCAGUGGUUAAAAAUGAUAGUAGCAACUUUCGUGCAUCAUUUGGAAAAAUGCCUUUUAUACUGAAACUUUUCCCUAUAGAGUAGAGUAGCUGUUCAUAUACAGUACCAAAUAGGCAGGAAUUAGAAUGAGAUUAGACCGGAGGACUCGUUAAACACACCUAUUCAUAAGGACCUCAUGUAUUAAGGAUAAUAUUCCCUGUCUAGUAGUAGACCUCCCCCUCUUCUAAACCUCUAUUUUCAUGGGUCUCCUAUGACCUGCAACCUGCUAUUGUGUUAUUGUGUUUUUCAUCAAACCAAUGACCCUUAAUAUAGCGGAUGUACUGCACAUUCUGUAUGUCGCAUAUAAGGAUCAAUAUAUAGCGAUAUAACUUGCAGCACAAGAAAAGCUACUAACUAAUUUCUUUCAGAGUUAGCCCGAUAACCCCUAUAUAUACUAAUCAAGGAAUGAAGGCUGUUUUUUGAUUCGGCUAGCCUAGUGACCAAUAAAGUUCGACUUCUUUGUUGUGAACGUGACCUGUGAUAAUGGUAGAGUAAUGUGCUCCUAAAUUUCAAAAACUGUCGUGAAAGUUAGUGUACUUUUAAAAGAUUUAUAUCAGGAAAAAAAUCAAUUAACGAACAAAAUUUAGCACUGUUAUGUUUUUGACAUGAAAACUGCAAGAAGUAUUCUUGAUCCUCUACGUUAAUGUUGUAUUUUUUCUUUAGGGCGCUCUUGCAGAGGCAAAUCAUGAUUGCGAUCGAGGUAAAGUGGAAAACAGAAGUUAUAUAAUAUCAAAGAAUAACUUUCAGAAGUCCGAUUUCCAUGAUCUUCGAGAGUGAAGGAAAUGGAAAAUUGUGGCCGAUUGGUUUGCUUCUUUGUUCGUUUUUUCAACAAUACCACAAAUGUUUUUGAACGACAACAGGCCCGAUUUCUAGGAAAGUCGCGUGCGCACGAUCGAGAGAAAAACAAUUGUCAGUCUUUGUGUUAUUUCCAGUGCGAUUGCAUGAGGAUUAGCUCUCGACCAGUGAGCUUGCUCAGUUAACUCACUAGGUCAUAUUUUAAAGUACAGUGUAUGAUAGAUAGAAAGAGGAAAGAAAAUACAAACAGCAAAUUUUUUGAACAGCUUAGAAGUCUUUCAGUCCACAUCUUUGUCGAAGAUGUUUGAAAAUAAGCUUGUUACGCAAUAUUCUCGCUAGGAUGCCUAGAACGAGAUCAAAUUUUCCCCAAAUGUAAAUCGUGCGAUCGUCUUGUGCCGUAAAGCAUAUUCUAGGUCACAUGACACGUCACAUGGCCAAAAAUUAAAAAUGAAGCAAAUCGGCGAAUUAGUGGCGAAUUUACUUUCCAUGGCUAGAUAAACUGGCGUUUCUGAUAGACUAACACAUUUAUCUUUCUGUGUUUGGAAUGAAUGCACUCGAAGUUUAGAAUUAAAGUUUAACAGUAUUGAAGGUUAAACGUGCAUCCUAGAUAGGAUGUUUGCCCUUUUUAUAUUGAAGAACAAUCAGUACCAGUUUUAUUGAAGUGCAAAAGGAAGCGUUAGAUCAAAAAUAUUUAAUACGAAGCAGUAUUACGGUUGUUACCAUCAGCAAUUUGUCAAUCGUCUAUGACUUUUUUGACUUAAAUUGGCGCACUUAUAGUAAUUUGUUAAGGUCGAGAAGGUCUUUUUGUGUACCAAUAUAUAUUCAGUUCCAUUCUUUUUGCCGAAGUUAUAGCAAUAUCUCUAUUGGACCCAGGCCUUAAACUACUUAAUUUUUACUUAAAAUAUGUUAAGCAAAUAUAAAAUUGAAUUUAAUUGAAAGUUAUCAACAUUAGUAAUUAUUGAACCUUUGAUGGGAUCCUCAUUUUUAUUAGAUCCCAGGGUGCGUUUGUUGUUUUGUAUUCUGAAAAAAAGGAAAAAUUCCUUCUCAUUCUGGACUACGAUCACUUCAACGUGCUUUUAAUUCCAUUAUCCUUAGCAUUCGCACUGAUAAUUAACUACCAGAGAGCUUAAUAACAUUACUAGUCGAGGAGCAGAUUUCAAAAGGAGACCCGGUAAAAGGGUGACGCGGCAUUCUCACCACACAAGAGGUUUGACCACAGGUUCUGCAGAUAAUCGAUAAAUAUAAUCGGAUCUUAUGAAAUUGUGGGGUCAGUUCAGACUUGGUACGCUGCGAUUUCUGAUGGAUUAGUCGGGGUAUUUUGAAACAUGACCCGUAAACUUUAAAAUUUCUCGCGUUAAAUGAGCGUGAUUUAAUGGUAUGUUUGUGCCAAUGUACCAUUUCUGUGGUACUAUCGAUGUAAAAAAAAAAAAAAUCUUGACGGUCUGUUCAUAAUUUUGCCUUCAGUUAGUACUUAAACGUCACACAUUAUUGUGAUGUGUCCUAAACAGAAAAAUAUCGCUUGUGCCCGUUUUUCAGCUCUACUCCUUUCUCAGCGUACAAGCGCAGCUGCGUUUGAGACAAAAAUCAAGAUCAAAAUUCAAUUUGACGAACUUGAAGAGGCUUUGGAGCUCCUGAAGGAAUGGCGGAUCAUUGACCCCGAGGUGAGAUUCCAUGAUUUUAAACAGCCUGCAGGUGAUGUUGGUUGUUAUUUCCACGUCAUUCUAUGAAUUAUACUUCAACAUGGUUGAACUUUCAUUUUCUUGCAAUCGCCAAUGAUGACUUAAGAAAAAGAAAUAGACCUUUUCACUUUUCGGAGUUGCCUCCAGCCUCUCUUUUCAGGACGACGCUAAGUUUGAAGUCGUUGACACAAAAAUAGCGGUCUAAUCCAUCGAGGCGGGGUGUACAGUGUCCUGAAUAAGUGCUUAAAUUAACAUUAGUUUUACUUGAAUAAAGUCCUGUUUUUAAACCGUAGGCCCCAACCUUACCCAAACGUUCCUGGAAACCGGCGUGCUGUAAACAAAGAAUUAGCUCCGUUUUAAUUUAUUCUCAAUUCAAUAGAUUAUAGCAUGAAAUUUGCAUCAGAACUUUAAAAGGUUCUUUAAAGUAAGGUGGCUGGAUUACCUAGAAUUUGGAAGGAGAUGUGAAUCUUUGUGCCGCCAUUUUCUGGAAACAAGCUGUGAUAGUAAAUUUUAUCUGACAAUCUUUAUUUGCUCGCAUACAUGUGGAAAAUUCUCUAAAAUCAUGUGACAAAAAAGCUUACCAAAACUGAACUAAGUGAACACGCCAUUUUUUGAUGAGGAAAUAUCGCUAUCUUUGAAAAGUUGUUUGGGUACACGACUAGAGUUGACAGCCCUUCUAAGUUUCCCCUUCUCAGUGCAGGUGAAUUUCUGCCGUCAUACCUGUCAUACAUGGUUUUGCUCUUUUCAGAGUCAUUUUUGCUGCGUGUAAACGCUUCUUUAACAUAGAAUUUAACAAGUUAUGUAGUGAACACCUCUGAACUCUCUAAUUAAAUGGUCAGGUACUAUUUUUCUAGCAUUUAUAUUUUCCAUCUUUCUAUAUUUUGUUAUUUUACCAUAAAGAACGAGAAACUUGACAGUAUCGAAAUGGAGAUUAAAGACUGGAUUGGGGACAGGCAAUCUCGCAAGACCGCCGUCAUCAGCAAGUCACAGUCAGUAAGAUAUACUUUUUAACCAUCGCCCUCUUGGAAUUUAAGUUAGUCAAGCAUCCCUGACAUAGCUGGCAAAUCAGACUGAAAAAAGUAACGUGAAAACAGGAAAGCAUACUAGCAAAGACAAAGUAAUUAUAAAUUAUUACCAUGUUUUUCACUGUAGUUCUUUCGUUGUUUUUGUAUUGGCUUAGCUUUUAGAUUUAUCCGUCACGGGACAUGAAUCCGACGACGGAGAUGAAACACCAAAAAAGCAGAAAGUUAGGAAACCUCCCAUACGAGCGUCCAGGCGGUGUAGCGGUGCUAAGGUUAGGGAGUUAAAAUAAUUCGUUAAGCAUAGCAAGGGGUAAAGAGAUUAUUCAAGAGCAAAGUGGCAAGCUCAUAUUGAUUGAAUUGUACACUAACAUAGCCUUUUGCCUUUUGUGAUGACUGCAAGAGUCUCCCAGCACAAUUUUUCUCUAAGCACACUUCCGCUGCUAUCAUAGCUUUCCCUAAGAAUGACCCUUGCCACACGGUUUUUUAGUUUCUGCACUUUUGAAGAUAAGUGAUUGCUGAGUCCAUCCUAGACUACAUUACAAUGAUCAAAGUUGGGUAGAUCUAGUGCUUUAUAGCUUCCUUCUGGCUGACAAAGGGUCUUUCCCCUUUAAGGGCGCUUAUCGCUGAAGUGACUUUUUUACAUAAUUGCUCGAUUUCUCUCUUCAAGAGAGCCGGUCAUCUGAAACAUUUAGAAAUGUUAGCUGUUGUUGUCGACGACGAUCACGAAAUUCGGAGAUCAUAGCCAUGAAGAAGGAGAGACUCUCACUCAGUAAACACGAAUGUCCGAAGUGUUGUCUAUUUGCAGUCUUCUCAUAACUUUCGGGCCGUGAAUUACGAGGCUGCAGAAUAAUGUUGGGUCAGCGACUUUAGUAGGAAGAAGUUUUCUUGUGACGUACUGUUACUAUUAAGUCUUGCUUUUAUUUUAUAGGCAAAAAGCAACAGCGAUUUGAAAUGGGAAGAGUGGAAGAGAGAAAAGGUGACGAAACGUGAAAACCGUAAUCAUAAGGCCAAAGUUGCUUCUAUGGUCUUUAACGUAAAUGACUAACGUGCAUCAUUUUAAAUGUAUUCAGUACCAUGAUGAACGGAUAAAAGCGUUCAAGUUUGGAGCCGUGUUGUUUUAAGACCCAUCUACCAAUGGAAAUUGGUGUACCUGCUCUGAAGAUUGCGCGUACGAAUCAUCGUCCUCUGAUGCAGUUUGGGGAUGGGUUACAGGAAAAGCUAAAUGAUUUCAAGUCUGAUUGAAGGUGUUUUCUUUGUACCGCAGGAGCGCGAGGAGAUAGCUCGAGAAUUGGCAGAAAGGCAGAGGGAAAACGAAAAUAAAUGCCAAACGGUAUGUCGCUCUUUCUAAGUGUUCUUUUAAAACUUUGAAACAAGUUAGAGUGUGGGGUUAGUAUUACUCUAAAAUACUUGCUAGAAACACAAAGUUAAGAGACUUUCGAUCUGGUGUUUCAAUCUGUUGUUAACUUUUUUUCAUAUCUCAGACUGAACGGGCCUACCGCUCUUGUUGUCAUAGGCCAACGCUAACGCGGCUUAAUUCUUGGCAUUUUUGUCCCAAAUGAGAGAUUCGGGAGUCUAGAUUGUUACAAAAAGAAAAGAGAAAAUGGACCCCGGAUUGUUUGCCGCUUGUUUUAAAUCUGAAAAUAACCCGCAACAAUGAACAACAAAGAUAAAGGGAAAGAAAUGAUAUAUUCUCUCCUGUUAGAGACUGAUGCCAAGAGAAAGUCAGACAGUGGACGAGAAGAAGUAACUUGUCAUGUGCCAGCGUUAAUUUGCCAGUAAAUAACGAACAACGUAACUAGAAUUCCCCACAGAAUCCUAUCAAUAUUGAAACUUAGCCGUGAGCUGCGUGCAAGAACAAGAACAACAAGAACAACAAGAAAUAUUAUUGAGAUUCAAACUACACGUAAUUACAUUAUUUUCCCACCCAAAUGGCGAAAACAAAGCUUUUAAAAGAUCAAAAGUAACAACAAGCCAUAGCGGACCAGCUGCGGGAAGCGGCAAGAAAUUAAGCAUAAUUAGGGACGGACCAUUAGAAAACUUAUGGGGGGGGGGGGGUACAAAAAAUUCAAAAAAAAAAUUAAAUGAAAAAAAUUCUUGCACGCCAAGUAAUCCCAAAAAAUAUUUGUGCUAUGGCCUAAAAAAAAAUUCAUACAAUGAAUUUGAUAACGAAAAAAAUUCCUCCGGCUCGAAAAUUCCCGUCCCUCCCAUAACUUUUCUAAUGGUCCGUCCCUUAACAUCCAUAUAGCAAAGGAAAUGUUAGUAUUUGACACAGAAGUGGAUCAGCAUGGACGUUGAGGUUUUCCCUGUUAAUACUUUCUUUUAUUAAUAUUGAGGAUGUCUAACUUAGAAUCAAAUGAAAGGGUAAUAAGCAAUGGACCAAUGUUGCCCUUUAUUGGUGCUAUUGUUAUUCAUGUGAAUGUUAAGUGUUAUACUGGUUGCUUUCUCAUAAAAGGCUAAAGCUGAUGAGCAAAUAGGAGCAAUUCAAGGUGAACCAAACGAAAAGUCAGAAGGUAAUAUAAUGUAACUAUAUAACUUUCAGACACUAGUUUUCUCUUUCUUGGCACUUUCUAAGUAGACCGGAAUUUAUGUUUAUGGUAACCUAAUUAUAGGAUCAGUUUUUUUUCAACAGAGAGCUACACCAAGCAAAAACUGUCUAGGUUCUUUUGUACGCAUCUUUAUCAAAGCCUCAAAGCGGCUAAGCCAUUUGUGCAUCAAGUCUAAGAUUGUUCUUCCUCCGCAUGAUCAGAUUCAGGGUAAUAAAUAACAGCAAGGAAUUUCAAUGGUUUUAUUGUCACCCUUUCUUUCUUAGGAGCCCUGACAAAGGAGCACACGACACCAUCUAUGGCGCCACCGCCUUUACCUUCAGGUACGAGGCCUUGAUUUUGUGUUCUGAUACGAACCGGGUAGAAAUAAGGCUUGCCACGAAUUCUACCGAUAAACGUUGGACAAUACCAAGAGUCAUAAUAGGAUGAUCUCAUGACAAUACCCCCAUUAAACUGUUUGAACUGAUCAAAUUCUACCCUAAUGAUUCUCAUCGUGGCUGGAGAGCACAUUUUAAGGCCUAUCAGGUACUCGUUUUCUUUUCGUUAAUCAAAACAUCGCAAGGAGAUGUCAGAUCAAAGUUUUUUUUGUUGUAAAGAAGUACUCUGAGCAUGGUUUAGGAAUACUAUUGGAUCGAAGAAUGUUAACUUCGAUAGAUUUGAAAACAAAUUUCUUUGCCUGCAAAUUUCCAAAUUUCAAAUGAAUAUCUAAGAAAAUAUUUUCUUUUGUCAUCCUUUUAAGAAUCAACAUGGUUUUUGUUUUCUGUUCAGCAGUGGCGGCAACGAAACGACCUCAUAAACUGACUCUAAGGGUUGAUUUCCAGGGUCGCGUAAUUUCGUACGUGGCUGCGUACGUGCGUAAAAUUUGUAUUCGCAAAUAAAUAGAGCCAAUGCAGGAAAGGUCGCUCGUGAGCGUAAAAGUUGAACCUCGCUCAACUUCUCUUGUAAGCUCACCACUUCUUAUCUUGCCUCUAUCUUAUUUACGGGGCGCCCGAACUAAGGGCUUAAAAUUUACGCGCGUUAACGUGCGUAAAUUUUAAUCGCGUCAGUGGAAAUCAACUUUUAAGAAUGGCUGCGCGCGGAAAAACAAAAAGUCGAAAAUAAGCUUUUUUUUUCAUACCAAGAGAGAAUUCUCUCUUGUCCAUACCCAUGCCCAUUUUAAUCAGAAAGUAAAAAUUUCUUUCCAACUGCUAGCAACAGAAUUGGCUGUUUGGCUAUAUUUCAAGUAUCUAACGCAAGAGAGAAUCAUUCUCUCUUGCUAACGUUAGUUUUAUGCAGCACUUUUUAUUGCAGGCCGGGUCGGCAACAUUAAACGUGAUUUGUGGUUUUAAAAGCUGUUCAAUUAAACCGCGCAGUUAUAGUUUGAUACUUAAAUAGCACUGGUCAUAAUUGAGGAUGUCUUGUGUAAUAUCUAUUUACAGGUCCUUUGUUUUCAGCCCGAACUAAGAAAAGAAGGGUUAGACGAAAGACUAGAAAUUUAAGAGCCAAAAGAGAAGGUGAGACAUUUUUUGUGCUUUUGUGUACAGGGGAUUGUUGCUACUUGCACCAUAAGGCCUGUGGCAUUCGCGCUUUCGUGUUGCCUGAUUCUUGUAUUCAAAGUCAUACGUAUUAGAAAAAGUUACAGUCCAUUGACUUAGCCAGAAUGCAAUUUUGUACCAUUUUUGGUUGCUUAAGAUCGAUGCUUCUUGUUUAGUUCAUAACUCACAUGGCAUGUUAUAUGCCUGCGAAUAUAUGCACCCAUCUCUCAUCUUUCCCCACCGCUAGCUUUGAACCUAAGGCAGCUAGUUACGACUGAGGUCCAUUUAACCUCUCCUUUUUUAAUGCCUUUUUUCUCUAACAUACUAGGAGCUGAUGAUGACUCUGAUGCUAGCAGUGUUUGUAGCAUAAGUACCUGUCCUGGUGAUCUUGGUUUUAGAGGAGGCACACAAUAUCGCCCAAAGAUGCCUACUUUUCCGGACAUUAGCGUACGCGCUGUCAGUGAACAACCCAGAUCUGGACCUGGUCAAGAGCAGACUCAGAAGACAUCGUUGAAAACCUCGCAUGGACAGAACUAUGUAAUUCGUUCUAGGCCGGCUGGAGUCUACGGUCCCUACAUGCUCUGUGCGUUUAUAAAGCGAAAGCAACCUUGUUUUCAAGGCAAGCUGUGUCAAUUUGCACACAGUGAAGAGGAAAGGAUUGCUUGGGAGGAAGAUCGGAAAAAAGGUACUUGAAGUGGCCUUAGAAACGGUCACGGACUUUUGCCUUUUAUUUUUAGCAUCAUAAAUCAAUCAACUGAUUGAUUAGCACCCAAAGAAAACUUACAUUUAUGGAAUGAAGUUUUGGAGUCGUCAUGACUCCAUUUUUCAAGUUCAAGCGGUUUAUAGUUACAUACAAUAUGCUCAUACAUAUGCUCAUCGGCUUUCGGAGUCUGAGCUUAACUUUUAUUAGAUUAAUUACUGCUUUUGCCCAACCGAAGCGACCUAAAGGAUUAUAAAUAAUGUUCUUCCAGAGUGGAUUAGUUCGAAAAUGUUGAAAUAUUGUUCUCGUGUGAACAGCCAAUAAACAGCCUACCUUAUAUUCUCGCGUAUACAUGAUGUAACUCACCAGUGUGAAGGAAGCAUUAAUGCAUGACUGUUUUCUCUUUUAUCCCUUUAGCGUCUAGAAAACAUUCAUCCAGGAGAGAAAAUAGUAAAAGAGAGAAGGAAAGUGAAGGCCCCUCUUCUUUACUAAAAGAAUGGCGUCAACAAUUUAGAGGGCCCUGCCGAGCACCUUGGCAUAUUCCCAGAAAAGGUCAAAAAUACAAACUGUGUCCUAAGUAA
Molecule: messenger RNA, 11996 nt
Organism: Porites lobata
Lineage: Eukaryota; Metazoa; Cnidaria; Anthozoa; Scleractinia; Poritidae
Source: the annotation of a GenBank genome assembly